Messenger RNA from Anopheles cruzii, 1272 nucleotides. Its product is annotated as transmembrane protein 267. The record is from RefSeq and is a predicted model, not a curated record. Lineage: Eukaryota; Metazoa; Arthropoda; Insecta; Diptera; Culicidae. The coding region runs from base 504 to 1118 and encodes 204 amino acids. The transcript is spliced from 3 exons.
CGUGUUGCAAUGCCCCGACUGCGGUGCUGGUUGGUCAUCCCAACCCGUUCGCAAGAGCCUGGGGUAUAGGGAGCCCGAGAUGUGGUUUGCAAAAGAGGUUGAACGCCUGCCGCGGAAAGACUGACCGUCGGAACUAUUUUUAGGACGUCAACAAGCUAAAACACGGUUGCAGUGCGUUUAUUUUGGUGACCAGUUGCGACGCGCCAUGCGAGCGUACCAGCAAAAACAUGCCGACCGGAUAAAAGUGGCCACCGGCUGAAAAAACCGGCGAUCUCGCAUCGCUCGGGAACAAUGGGAAAGCGAUGUUAGAUGCGAGGAUGCCGAUGUUACUGAGUAUGUAGAGCUCGUUCCUGAAGGGUGUUUGACAGCCGGCAAAUUGUGUUGUUUACGUCGAUUCCUUUGAUUUCAUUUCGCCAGACGUGUAACUUAACAUUCUCUGUGCAAUGCGCAAAAUCAAUGUUUGCAGUGUUUCGUGAAUUUCAGGGCAACUGAAUCAACUGUUAAUGUUUUUGAAUAUCUCUUUAUUCCUUAAACAUGUGGGUCUUUGUUUCGUGUGCAUCCUAGCGGAUAAACUUUCCGAAGCGCCACAAAUGCCCGCGCUUCUGCGGGCAUGCAUCGAUAAUGCUACCCACGCCCUGAUUGGACUUAUCGGGGCUGAACUGGUGCUGGGCAGCGUAAAAUACCACCCAACAAAACAGGAAUAUGGAGCCUUGCUUUUAGAAGCCGCACUUGUAUCAUCUUUGAUUGAUUUGGACCACUUUGUAGAAGCACGAUCAUUUCGAUUGCAGGAUGCCACGAAUCUUGAUCGACGACCAUUCCUGCAUAACUCUGCGAUAUGUUUUCUGCCCGUUAUGCUCCUUUUCGUAGGAAAACGGACAACGAACGGCGUAUUCACUCUUGCCAUUGCAAUUGUAUUGAUUGCCUUCAGCACUCAUCACGUUCGUGAUGCCACCAGGAGAGGAAUAUGGUUUAAAGUACCUUUCGUGGAUUUAAAUAGUCCACCAAUUCCGUACUUUGGAUAUCUAGCAUUCGUGAACGGAGCUCCUUAUGCCAUUUCGUUGCUUCUGUCGUCCUUAGUAAAAGUUUCUGCUAAAAGCAGGGUUGCAGAAAUGGUUUAAACUAGUUUUUGUUAAGCAAUUAAAUGUGAUAUGAGUAACAAUCGAUUUCAAACGUAUACGAUUUAUUUGUUUUGCCCUUGUUUCUCGACGAAUCCGACGCUCUCUCGACACAAAGGCACACCUCGUUGACUACAACUUUCCGAACGCUCUUUGA